Hylaeus anthracinus is the source of this 2990-nucleotide messenger RNA. It is a transcript of the gene Swt1, whose product is annotated as transcriptional protein SWT1. The record is from RefSeq and is a predicted model, not a curated record. Gene Ontology annotation, cellular component: nucleus. Gene Ontology annotation, molecular function: protein binding. The transcript has 12 exons. The coding region runs from base 214 to 2964 and encodes 916 amino acids. NCBI's taxonomy places the organism in Eukaryota, Metazoa, Arthropoda, Insecta, Hymenoptera, Colletidae.
GCAAAGUUUCGGCUCUUCUAAAUUACUCUGUCCCGUAUAUUUUGUUUACGAUAAGUACUGUAUCUGUAUGUUAUUUUGGUAGAACUUGGUGAAAUGUGAUAUAGAUUGUUAUGAUACGUAAUAAGAGAUUUGUAAUUUCAAUCGAUUCGAAUCACCGUCUUAUUAUCGAUAGUUUCUACACUGUCAGUGAUUAUAUUUGUUGACGUUUGAAAAAUGAUAAAGCAUAAGUUGCCGAAAAAUUGGAUUGUCCUAAAUUCAAAGACACAUCCGGACAGGGUGUAUUACUUUAAUGUUAAAACUAACCAGUCUUCCUGGGAACAACCGACGACGGAUCAGUCUGAAAAAGUUACAACAAAAUUAGGAAGACCUUCUAAGAAACGUAGAACUUCAAUUCAAGAAGAAGAUACUCCUGUUAUCGAGCCUAAGACCCCUGAAGAUGAUGCAUCCAAAAAAGGAAUUAGUGAACGGAAGAAACUUGUUGCUAAGAGGACUUGUCAACAGACAAAGGGAAAAACCAAUGAAGAGAAAGAGACACCGCAGAUGCGAGCAAUUCGUGAAAAGAUCCUCAAAAAGAAAGAAAAAACUAACAUUUUCAAAAUACAAAGUCCUAAAAAUACCGUAAAGUUGCCAGUUUCAAAGUCUAAAACCGUAGAGUCUCGAUCUGAAAGUGACACAAAUGAAAAAAUAAUUUGUACACCACAAAUGCAGAUACUUCUUGAAAAAAUACAAGAAAGAAAUUCAAAAGGUACAUCUAAGAAAAAAGUAAUACAAGAAAGUGGCGACAAUAAUAAUGAGAAAAAGCAGGAAGAACCAAUUAAGUCCAGAAGGCUAAGAAGCAAAAGCAUGUAUAAUCAACGGAAUACUAGUAGUUCAGAGUAUUCGUCUAGUUUGGCAAGUAGAAAUGAUGAAAGAGGACAGCAGAGCCUAAGUUCUGUUAUAACAGAGGAGAGUGUGGUAACAAAACAAACAGAUGAUCAGAGCUCAGUUAUAAGUACAUCCAAAAAAACAAAGAAAAGGUCCUUUAAGAAAAAUCUGGGCAAAGAACGCAUGGAAAAAUUAAGGAGAAGCUUAGUUCUAGAAACUAAUAAAAAUGAAAGUUCAGAAUCUACCAGUCGUUCAUCUGAGACUCCUGCUACACUGAAUAAAUAUGUAGAGAAAUUACCAAGUAUUUAUAAACAUGCAGAAGUUAGGCUGAAACGUUUAAAGGAUAGACUUUCAAAAGAUAAGAUUUCUAUCAAUAAAAGUCCAUGUAGUGACCCUGAAAAAACUGUGAAGUUGUCAGAAAAGUCUCUAACAACAGUGGAUGACUUAGUGAAGCAAUCCAAUGAUGAUUCAUUUUAUGAAGAGAUGGAUUGGGAACCAAUGGAAGAUGAAAAAAUUACCUUUGAAAUCCAGGCAGUCAGGUCACAACUUUGUGCGGAUAAUAAUACGGACCUAUCGUGUAGCGUAGUUAACAUUUUAAAUUGUUCGCCACCAUUAGAACAACAAGAAAAAAGGCAACUGUACAUUGUUGUCGAUACUAAUGUAUUUUUGUCAAAUAUUGAAGCUGUCGAUUUGGUAAAAGAGACUACCUUCAAAACUUAUGAUAAACCAGUAAUUGUAAUACCGUGGACCGUUGUACGCGAGCUUGAUUAUAUUAAAGGCAAUUAUGGCAAAACAAAACCAGCAGCAUUGGUCGCGAAAGCAAGGAAAGCUAUAAGUUACAUUCACAAACUUUUUUCAUCUAAACAUCCACGUAUUGUCGGUCAAAAGCGGCAAGACGCCGCGAGAAAUAAAGAAAAAUUUGCGAUUAAUUGUCCAGACGACGAGAUUCUACAGACUUGCUUACAAAUCCGAGAUUUCGAAAAGUCUGUGGUAUUAUUGUCGUACGAUAUAAAUCUUUGCAACAAAGCAAUGAUAUACGAUAUUGUGACUCUUGGAAGAAACGAUCCUGUCGAGAAAAUUGAUUACCUUAACGCCACUACUCACGCAAACAAAUCGCCUCGCACGGGUAGCGAACAAGAUAAAGAAACGUUAAGUUCGAACUCUGUAUCGAUUUCUGACCAGGAACUGCAUUUAUCCCACGAAAUACUUGAUGAUGCAAAAAGUAAUGUAAAAGAGUUUUUGACAGUGAUAGUCAGCAAAGAAAUGCAUGCAUUAUAUGGAGAACCGUGGGAGAAGUAUGCCAUUGUAAAACCACCUUGGACAAUUAUAAAUGUUUUACAGUGUGCUAUUAAACACUGGAUAGCCGCUGUAAGCGAAUCAUUUCUAAGAAAAGGAGAAAAUGUUCUAAAAGAAUUGUUACAAUUAUUUAGAAAUACUUCUGGUAAAAUAACAUUAAAAGAUGUUAGUUAUAUCCUGGAUAAAUGCAGCGAUUUGAUUCAGAUGGUUAACAUGGAUAAGCAUCCUGAUUUGAUGAUACGAACCUUGCAGAAAAUUGAUGAGUUGAAGCAAAGGUGUCGCGAUCUCGAAUCCCUAAUACUCGAUCAGAAAUUACGCGAUGCGAUUGGAAUUGAAAAUGAUGUCGCAGAACGGGAACGUAGAGCACAAAAAGCAUUUCAAUAUUUUGAAACGGCAUACACCUUUUCUCGUGAUAUGUGCGGAUUGGCAUCUGAAAUAGUGGGAAUGCCAUGUAGUUUUCCUUACACUAUUCCAAACCCGCUUCCAACCCCGGACUAUGUAAAGCAAAUACAGCCGGAUCUAGCGGCUAAUGUAAAUAGACUAUUGCACACACUGAGCGCCGCAAUAGAGCAAGUUAAAGAUUCUUGCACAGACUAUCGAACGAUAAAUAAUCUACACCAGGCUUUGAUAACAUUUCUACCGGAGUCGGAGCCACUAUCAACGAAGUUAGCUAACGAUGACCUAGCGCCUCUCGACGUAUACUGUUGCGUGAAACAAAAAGAGGAAGUAUUGAAAACUGGUUUGCGCCAAUUGCAAGAACUUAGCACGCAUUUCUGUAGGCUAGCUAGCUACAGAUGUAUUUAAGCGUUUGCAUAUAAAUCAGUCAAAAA